Messenger RNA from Ipomoea nil (Japanese morning glory), 1834 nucleotides. RefSeq names its product transmembrane protein 184B-like. The transcript has 7 exons. Gene Ontology annotation, molecular function: transporter activity. NCBI's taxonomy places the organism in Eukaryota, Viridiplantae, Streptophyta, Magnoliopsida, Solanales, Convolvulaceae. The record is from RefSeq and is a predicted model, not a curated record. Bases 294 to 1556 code for a protein of 420 amino acids. Gene Ontology annotation, biological process: transport.
UUUAUACUAUCUUCUUCGCUGGAAAGUAUUGAAACGCGGCCUUGGGGAUCGCCCAAAUCGUCGCUUCGCAUUACGGCAAUAUUGUGCUCAUGCUGAGUUAAGCAAGCCGCCAUUAUUGCGCGUUCCACUUCACCAAAGAAUUUCUCUGUGCUUUCUUGAAUCUUCUCUUGGAACAGCAGUAGCAGAAGAGCAGAUCUCAAACCGAACCGCAGUCUUCUUUUCUUCACUCGAUUUCGUCCACCAAGUUGGUUCCUUAGAAGGCUGUGGUUGUUGAUUGGUAGCCUGCUUAAGGAAUGGGGCCUAUAUACUACAUCCUUGUUGCAUUACCUUGUACUGUUGGUGCCAUUGCCCUGGCUAUUUUCCACAUAUAUCGGCACCUCUUGAAUUACACUGAACCUACGUAUCAGAGAUAUAUUGUGCGGAUCAUAUUUAUGGUUCCCGUUUAUGCGCUGAUGUCUUUUCUGUCACUUGUUCUGGACAAGAAUGCAAUAUAUUUUAAUUCCAUACGCGAAAUAUAUGAAGCCUGGGUUAUAUAUAAUUUCCUAUCACUGUGCUUGGCAUGGGUAGGUGGUCCAGGAGCUGUUGUGCUAAAUUUGAGUGGUCGAGUUCUAAAGCCUAAUUGUUGUCUCAUGACAUGUUGCUUUCCUCCAAUUCCAUUGGAUGGGCGCUUCAUACGGAGGUGUAAGCAGGGGUGUUUACAGUUUGUAAUCCUCAAGCCCAUCUUAGUUGCGGUUACAUUUGUACUAUAUGCAAAAGGAAAAUACGAGGAUGGAAAUUUCAAUCCAAGGCAGUCGUACCUCUAUCUCACCAUUAUCUAUACCAUCUCAUACUCGGUGGCUCUAUAUGCAUUGCUAUUGUUUUACGUAGCAUGCAGAGAUUUACUUCAGCCAUAUAAUCCUGUUCCGAAGUUCGUCAUGAUCAAGUCCGUAGUUUUUCUUACGUACUGGCAGGGUGUUCUGGUUUUUCUUGCUGCAAAGUCUGGAUUUAUCAAGGAUACAGAAGAAGCUGCAAAGUUUCAAGAUUUCAUAAUUUGCGUUGAGAUGCUUAUUGCAGCUUGUGGCCACCUUUAUGCUUUUCCAUACAAGGAAUAUGCGGGAGCAAAUAUCGGCGCUUCUGGUGGCUUUAGCUCAAGCCUUGCUCAUGCUCUUAAACUAAACGACUUCUACCAUGACACCGUGCAUCAGUUUGCACCUACUUAUCAUGAUUAUGUACUAUACAACCAUAGCGAGGGCGAAGAAGGAUCAAAGAAGUACCGGGCACGGACUUUUGUCCCGACAGGUAUAGAGAUGGACUCGGUUAGAAGAAACCAGCAGCAUAUGUUUGGGAAUAAGUUGGAAGAUGUUCAGUUGCCGAGUGUCUCAUCUUCUGGCAGCUGUAGCCCCCAAAAUGCAGACGCUGCUGCCAUGGAUACAGCAAAAACCGAGACAAUAAACUCUUCGUUCAUUAUAGAUGCAUCAAACACAAACUCUCUCCCGUAUGAUCUGUCAGACAUCGAUAUUGAACUGUCUAACUACCCAACAAAGGUACCUUCAGCAACCGAAACUGGGGUGAGGUGACAACGACUUGCAUUACCUGUCUACUAGCUCGAUUUAAUGUGCCAGUUGUGUUAUUUGUUCUAUCGUUCAGCGGCUAACUUAGUGUGUACAUGUAGCCAGCCAUAUAGGCGAUCAUAAUUCCUUUGUUCUCCUUUUUGUUGUCGAUAUUCUUUGUCUGUGAUGUAAAUACUAAAUAGAGGGAACCUGAAUCAUGUUUCCCAAUAUAUGAAACAUGAAAAUUGUAGAUUUGAAAGUGACUUGGGAUGGAUGGUGUUGACUGGACAUGAUUUGGAUUCUUG